Messenger RNA from Coturnix japonica (Japanese quail), 455 nucleotides. The record is from RefSeq and is a predicted model, not a curated record. NCBI's taxonomy places the organism in Eukaryota, Metazoa, Chordata, Aves, Galliformes, Phasianidae.
AUGGCGCUGUGGGCGGUGCAUAUUAAAGGGGUUUAUGGGCCCGGCCCGGUGGUCCCAGCCCCCCCCCCGGGAUCCCCCCCCCACGAUUACCUGCCCAUUGCCGUGCUCACAACCCUCUGCUGCUUCUGGCCCACCGGCGUCGUCGCCAUCGUCAAGGCCGUGCAGGUCCGCACAGCGGUGGCUCGUGGGGACCUGGCUCAGGCCGAAGUGGCCUCAAGGGAGGCCCGGAACUUUGCCUUCAUCUCAUUGGCUGUCGGCGUCGCCGCCACCGUCCUCUGCACCAUCCUCACCGUCGUCAUCCUCAUCGCCGCCCAGCACCACGACAACGAAUGGGACCCCUAGUUACCAUGGCAACUGUCGCCGUGGCAACUGGAGCCAUGGCAACCGUCGCCGUGGCAACAGCAUCCCCCCCAUCUUCUCCCCAUUGACCCACAGCGAUGACAGCGGAGCAAGCA